Molecule: messenger RNA, 1642 nt
Organism: Lolium rigidum
Lineage: Eukaryota; Viridiplantae; Streptophyta; Magnoliopsida; Poales; Poaceae
Product: F-box/kelch-repeat protein At5g15710-like
Exons: 1
Coding region: 1-1215 (404 amino acids)
Molecular function (GO): protein binding
Source: RefSeq, a predicted model, not a curated record
AUGGACUCAACGGCGGCGGCGAGCGCGCGCGCGGCGGCCGCCCGGCCCACGAGUCCCUCGCGGCCGCGGACCAAGCCGCGGGGGCUCGACGAGGAGACCUGCUUGGCGACGCCCAACAGGCCGCCCUCCGCCGCCGCCACCACCGCCGCCGCCUCGCCGGCCGACGCCAUGGACCCGCGCGUCUGGGCCGCGCUCCCGGACGACCUCCUCCUCGAAAUCCUCGCCCGCGUGCCGCCCUUCCUGCUCUCCCGCCUGCGCGCCGUCUCGCGCCGCUGGGGCACCGUCCUGCGGGGCGGCGACCCAUCCUUCCUCGCGGCGCACGCCGCGGCGCCCUCCCACGGGCCCUGCCUGCUCGCCUUCACCCGGGGCGCGCCGCCCCACUGCGGCGCGCUCAGCCUGCCGCUCCGCGCGCGGUACCGGCUGCCCCUCACCUUCCUCCCCGCCUGGGACCUCUCCCUCGUCGGCUCCUCGGGGGGCCUCGUGUGCCUCGCCGGCUCCGACGGCGCCGCAUUCCGCACCAUCAUCUGCAACCCGCUCACGCAGGCCUGGCGGGCGCUCCCGGCCAUGCGCCACAACCACCCGCGCCAGCUCGUGCUCGCCGUCGACCGCAAACUCCGCUGCUACAAACUCAUCGCCGCCGCCAGCGACGACAGGACCCUCCCCACCGAGGUCUACGACUCCAGGGAGGAUAAAUGGUCCGUGCACCAGACGAUGCCCGCGGCGAGCCUCUGCUCGUCCAAGAUGGCCUUCUGCGACUCCCGGCUCUACCUGGAGACGCUCUCGCCGCUCGGGCUGAUGAUGUAUAAAGUGGACGCGGGCCACUGGGAGCACAUACCCGCCAAGUUCCCGCGCUCGCUGCUGGACGGGUACCUCGUCGCUGGAGCUCGCAGACGGCUGUUCUUGGUGGGGAGGAUCGGGCUGUACAGCACGCUGCAGAGCAUGAGGAUCUGGGAGCUGGAUCAUGGCAAGACCAUCUGGGUCGAGAUAAGCCGGAUGCCGCCCAAGUACUUCAGGGCUCUCCUCAGGCUGUCUGCUGAGAGGUUUGAGUGCUUUGGGCAGGACAACUUGAUCUGCUUCACCUCGUGGAACCAGGGCAAAGGUCUCCUCUACGAUGUCGACAAGAAGGCUUGGUCGUGGAUUGCCGGUUGCGCAAGCCAGUUGUGCAAUACACAGUUCUGCUUUUAUGAGCCAAGGUUUGAUACAUCCAUCUUUUGAUGGCGGCAACAAGCUGCAUUCUGAAGAUUUGAGCUCAAAUUCUUGAGGUUCCAGAUGCCUAUGUGAUGUCCUAUUGGAGCAUACCUGGGUUCAGUAUCCAGACGCAUUGUGAAGAUUUGAGCUCGAAUACUAUCAAGUGCUAGGUGAAUUUGUAUGCGCCUUCUUUGAGCUUACAAUUUAGAGCACUUCUAGUAUUUGACUUGAGCCACCAAUUUUCUCAAGUCAUGCCAUCGGAGAUCUUUCACUGCCCCAGCAGUAGAAGUGUUGUCACAAAUGGAGGUCCGCUGUUCUCAUUCCAUUUUCUUAGCAAACAGUGACUUGUAAAUGGUUUCAUUUCCAUUUCUGAAAUGAAAGGGAUCUUCUGCUGUUUUAUCCGGAUAGUUUUGAUUUGUAAUUUCUAUGCUUAAAAACAUGAGUUCAACUGAUC